Molecule: messenger RNA, 1722 nt
Organism: Rotaria socialis
Lineage: Eukaryota; Metazoa; Rotifera; Eurotatoria; Philodinida; Philodinidae
Source: the annotation of a GenBank genome assembly
AUGGGCUGUAACUCAUCAUUACCGCCUACUACUGUUGCUCAGCCACUUCAUCAAGCAAAGGGAGAAAAACAGCGGAAACCACAGCCGGAAACGGUCACAAAAAGUGAUCCUACGACACCCGCUGACCAGACUGCUAAGAAACUGCCGGCAGAACCCGUAGCAGCAGCUCCGAUGAAUACCAAUAAAAAACACAUAAUGUUAUCGUAUCAGCAUGCGAAUCAAGAGCUUGUAUUAAAAGUCUACAAAUUUUUACAGAAACAUCGAGUUGCAGUGUGGAUGGACAUUAAAGGUGGAAUGGAGGAGCAUCUUCUCGAUAGCAUGGCUGCGGCAGUGCAAAAUUCAGCAGCUGUUGUCUGUUUUCUUACUCAAAAAUAUCAGGAUUCACAAAAUUGUAAAGACGAAUUCAAGUAUGCACGAAAGAAAGAUAAACCAAUUAUUCCUUGUUUAAUAACUCUUGGCUGGAAACCAGAUGGCUGGCUUGACAUUGGCAUUAGCGACUUACUAUACAUAGAUUUUAAGAAGACAACAGAGGAGAAUUUUGAGCAAAAAUGCGAAGAAUUACUUGAAAAGAUUAAACAAGUGGUGAAAUUAGAUGAUAUCUUUAUCACUGAGGAUGGAAUACCCGCUGGUUUUGAAGAAGAUGGUGUUGAUGCAGAACUGCAAGAAGAACUGAACUAUGAAGGCUUCAAUGUUGAUUGUACUUCAAAAAUGGUACCAAACAUUCACGAAGGACCGGAAAUAAAGAUUGUUAAUAUUGAUCAGACGCAAAUCAAUAAACAUACGUGCGAAGGAGAUUCGGUAGUGCGUCUCUUGUUAACAGGCAAAGGUAAAGAUCGAAAUAUUCAAGCAAAUCAAGAUAGUUUUAGACAUGAUGGUGAAUUUCUCAAUUAUUUCUUCAUACCCAAAUUAGUAUUCCACAAUAAAAGUAAACAACCGAUAUCAAUCAUUGAGUUAUCAGGCGAAUAUGAAGAUUCUCAUGGAAAUUGGUGUGAAUGUCACGACAUAAAACUUUCUCCGGCAUUAUCAGAGAACGAUGAAAAUUACAAUUGGUUGCCCAAUACAACACUGAACUUGGAACCGUUAAAGCUAACAACAUUUGCUGUACGUGUCGAUGUAAAAGUCAAAGGAACGCCAGGAUCAUCGAAUAAACAUAGAAUGCGAGCGCACAAAAGUUUACCACAACCAUUCAAGAUUCGCCUCACGCUGCAAGACACAGAGGGCAAAACAGCUAGUCUUAUUGUAGAGCAAGCCAAUGAACAAUUCGUUUUACCAACUAAAGAAAUAGCAAUGAAAACUUUUGACUUUGAAGAUGUUGUUGCAUUUGUUUAUGCAGAUGAUUGUGACGGGGAUGAGCGGUAUUGGGUAGUUAUUUAUUAUGAAGAUAAGUCAAAACUUCGAUUUAGCUUCGGCUACGGUUUAAAUGGCUAUGAAACAAAAUAUUUAGAUACAUGGCUCAUUAAAGAUUUCUGCAAUCAAGCGAAAAAGACUGCUGCAACUGAAAUAGUACUGGAUGAAUGGAAUCAUGAUUGGAGGACAAUAACAGCAUUAUUCGAUAAAGAGACAUUCAUUCUCUUUGGAUUUCGUAUCGAGUUAAAGACAGACACGUCGAAAACGAGAGAAACAGUUUUACUGCCAUUAGACAAACUUAGAGAAAGGCUUGCUAUUGAGAAACUAGAGCCCGACGAUGAUCGAAUCGUAAACACAUACACUUCUAUUUCUUAA